Molecule: messenger RNA, 2815 nt
Organism: Poeciliopsis prolifica (blackstripe livebearer)
Lineage: Eukaryota; Metazoa; Chordata; Actinopteri; Cyprinodontiformes; Poeciliidae
Gene: zfand4
Product: zinc finger, AN1-type domain 4
Exons: 10
Coding region: 452-2623 (723 amino acids)
Molecular function (GO): zinc ion binding; protein binding
Source: RefSeq, a predicted model, not a curated record
CGUUUUAUAAUCAAUCAACUGUGAGUCAUGUAGGUGUCGUUCAGCCCCCUUUGACAGGUAAAAGAUGUCGCCAACCAGCGCACAACGGCGACGCUCACCGAUCAGUAUAUUUCGCUCCGUUUUGUGAUUAGGUUUUGCGGUCAUACGUGAUGUUGCUCAGUUCUGAAGGUAGUUUCGCCCUAAACGGCUCCAGCAGGAGGACUGAGUCGAAGCCAGUGUUGAAUGUAGCCUAGCAGCAGCCCGUGAAGGGAAGCCAUUGUUUGAGUUGUUGGCUAACAUGGCAACGGAAGCUAACGCCUGUAGCAUCGACGGCUAGAUGGGACUUACUGCUGCAGUCGUCCUUCAUGAUGCGCGUCUGUAACGAGUGGAGUGAGCAGUCCCCCUCUCCGUCACCGUGGGUUAGCCUCACUGCUCCAUCAACCCUCUGAAGUGCGUCUGGCAUUCUCCCACGAUGACCAACAGGAAGGAGCCCCCCUUCUUUAAUGACGACAGCGUGGGAGCUUUUCAGUAUAAGCUUCCCUUCUAUGACACUAUGGAGCUUUUCAUAGAAACCCUGACAGGAACUUGUUUUGAGCUGCGCGUCUUGCCCUUUGAAGCUGUGGUUUCGGUCAAAGCGAAGAUCCAGAGGCUGGAAGGUAUUCCUGUUGCACAGCAGCAUCUUAUCUGGAACAAUGUUGAGCUGGAUGAUGAUCAUUGUCUACAUGAUUAUGGAAUUGCAGAGGGCUGCACGUUGAAGCUUGUUUUGGCCAUGAGGGGAGGACCAAUUAACACCAGGAGGGUAACUUUGGAGGAUCCUAUCAAGGAAGUGGCUGACUUGAUGGAGAGCACAAAGGAAGACGGUUGGGACAAAAACCAAACAAAUAAGCAGGUCACGUUUGUUGUGUAUCGCGAGGGCGACCAACUGAGCUUCUUCCGAGUGGUUGACAGGGGAGACGGGACCCUGACUCCCCUCUCUGAGUCUCUGAGUGGUAGCUCAGUGUACAAUGUGUAUGCUGAGGAGGAUGGAGAGAGUUCAGCAGCUGCACAACAUUGCCUGGAGAACUCAAUCACCAUGACCAAAAUGAAGCUGCUUAAAGCCAAGAUGGAGGACAUGAACCUUAAUAAAAAGAAGUCUGUUAAAAUGACGCCGCUGGCGCCUACUGAUCCACAUCCUGGCACCAGCUCACUUGGACCUCCCAGCACACAACACCUUCAUCGCCUCUUUCGCUCCCUCCCACAGAUCAACCAGCCUUGGCAGACAAAUGCCCCACUGCCUCCAAUUGCUGACCCCUCUCCUCCCCCUGCUGCUGCAACCUCUGCCCACGUCACAGUUCACAGACGCUCUCCUCCUUCUUUCUCUUCGUCUUCAUGUUACAUGCUUCAGGAGGAGGAACCCUGGGAGGCGUGCCCGCCGUUUGCAAAAAUCCGCCCUCCUCCGAAAGUGUCUCGAAUGGAUAUUGGCAGCAGAUUGAUGAAAGACUGCGUUUACCCUCAGCUCCCACCGCUCUGCACUAGAGGGGCUAGCGAAUCCCCUUUUGACCCUGUUGAGCCAUCAGUGGAGACAGUCGGGCUGAGUAUACUGGAGGAGCCGGUUGGACUUGUGGUACCAGCCCAGCCUGGGGCGUCGUUCGGAGAGCUCUCUGACCCUCUAAGCUUGGAUAUGUCCAUUCAGCAUGAGGGAGGUCACCAGACCAUUGAUGUGGGGGCUCAGCACCAGCUGCCGCACUCCCCCUCCCCUCUCUGCCCCUGGACUCUUGGCACAAGCGACGCACUCACCAGCAGAGCUGAUGGAACCCAGCUUGGCACGUCGGUACAUAUCAGCCCCCCAUCUCCAUUACCUGCCUCCCCUUCGCCUUCAGCAACCAGACUCCUUUCUCAGCCUUUUGACUCAACACUUUGCAUACAGUCCAACCUACAAGCACAAUCCUUGCCGAAGUCGGGCAGCACAUCCCCUCAUCCUCCUGCCUCCCUUGCAACUCAUCCAACACGCCUUCGCGGCGUAAAAGUAGAGUCACCUGGCAAACGACCAGAGCUCAUUUCUAAGAGGGAAGCGAGAGGCAUCACUAAGAUGGUAAACCAAGCCUGUAAGGAGCCGCUAGGGUCUCUGAAUAACUCUGAGCUCUUUGCAUCGCUCUCCACCCGAGCUCCAGACAGCAGCAGCAGAGAAGGCCUUCCAGAGAGUCUGGGCUUUGCACUGACCUUACCUCCUGCAGCCACUGCCUCAGGACAGAGCGGCCUUGGCUCCAGGCUGCCAUCCAUCCCUACCAACAAGUUUCUUCAGGAAGACCUCUUUAGACCAAUGUCGCCACUGCGCCGAGCUGCAGCUUCUUAUAGGACCAGUAACUGUCUUGCAUCAGCUGGAGGAGUCAUGAGUUCAUUUGGGACAUUAGGCACUCCAACAUACCACCUACCUCCAGUCAAAGCCCCCACUGGCUCCAAGAAAAAGAGCUCAAAGCACUGCUUCCUUUGCGGCAAAAAAACUGGACUAGCCACCAGUUACGAAUGCAGGUGUGGAAACAAUUUCUGUGCCACUCACCGUUACGCCGAGACACAUGACUGCUCUUAUGACUACAAGACUGCUGGGCGACGGUUUCUGCAAGAGACCAACCCUCUUAUCAGUGCUCCCAAGCUGCCUAAGAUCUAAACCGCAGAGUCCGCCACCACUUACAGGGGACAGACAGAAGGACAACUCUGACAAACCGAGAGGGAGAAAAUGUACUGCAAAGGCAUUUUAAAGAGAAACACUUACACCACUGUGUGCUUUUUUUUAUUAUUGUUGUUUUAUUUUACUCUGCCAAGGUUACUUAAAAUUUUAAUAAAUACUAUGUAUAAUCAA